Molecule: messenger RNA, 459 nt
Organism: Penicillium malachiteum
Lineage: Eukaryota; Fungi; Ascomycota; Eurotiomycetes; Eurotiales; Aspergillaceae
Product: type II 3-dehydroquinate dehydratase
Exons: 1
Coding region: 1-459 (152 amino acids)
Biological process (GO): quinate catabolic process
Molecular function (GO): 3-dehydroquinate dehydratase activity
Source: RefSeq, a predicted model, not a curated record
AUGGGCAAGUCAAUUCUCCUCAUCAACGGUCCCAACCUCAACCUCCUGGGUACCCGCGAACCCCACAUCUACGGCUCAACCACCCUCCCCGACGUCGAGUCCAACGCCAAAGCCCAGGCUACCUCCCUCGGUGCUACACUAGAGUCCUUCCAGAGCAACCACGAGGGUGCGAUCGUUGAUCGUAUCCAGGAGGCUCGUGGAAAGGUUGAUGGCAUCAUUAUCAACCCUGGUGCUUACACACACACUUCCGUGGCGAUCCGGGAUGCGCUGCUCGGUGUUGCCAUUCCUUUUAUCGAGUUACAUGUGAGCAAUGUGCACGCUCGUGAGCCUUUCAGACACCACUCUUACUUCAGUGAUAAGGCUGCGGCUAUUAUCGUUGGCUUGGGUGUUUAUGGUUAUAAGGUUGCUGUUGAGCAUGUUGCUCUUAACUUUAAGGAGUUGGAGAAGGCUACUCUGUAG